Messenger RNA from Branchiostoma floridae (Florida lancelet), 2239 nucleotides. RefSeq names its product galactosylceramide sulfotransferase-like. Gene Ontology annotation, biological process: glycolipid biosynthetic process. Gene Ontology annotation, cellular component: membrane. Bases 740 to 2239 code for a protein of 499 amino acids. The transcript is spliced from 3 exons. The record is from RefSeq and is a predicted model, not a curated record. NCBI's taxonomy places the organism in Eukaryota, Metazoa, Chordata, Leptocardii, Amphioxiformes, Branchiostomatidae. Gene Ontology annotation, molecular function: galactosylceramide sulfotransferase activity.
AAAAUUCCAUCCGUGUAUGUCGUAGUGUUGAAAGAAAGUUUACCUUUGCGCUGUUGAGUAUUGUCUAAAUCACUAUUCUCACAAACAAGAAACUAUAGUGUGUCAAAAAUGUGAGUCAGUUUGUACUUUGUACCAAGAUGAUUACAAACAAAAUAUAUAUAGUCGUCACAGGUUGUCCUGCCAACUAUACUGCUGAUAAAACCGCAUGAAAAACACGUCAAAAAUGGACAGUCAAACAUCUGCUUGGAGAGAUUUACCCUUCACGCCCUUCACCUUUGUACUUAUAUUCAUCUGUCCUUGUGUGAACAACUGUUUUAAGAAGCGAGAAGAAGUUCAACCUGUACACACUAGAAUGUAUGAAGAAAUCUGGGCAUUUUCAGAAAGUGUUGACAAGUUACCUGAGUGUCCUAUAAGCAGGGAAAGUUUGUCGAGGAGUGAUAACCUGCGGUUGAUGUAAUUAGUGCAGGGGAGUAUGUAAUGGGCGACUGGUUCGGUCAUUGACUUUUCUACUUACGGUAGAUUUUCCAUCUGUCCUUAUGUUUACAACUGCUGUAAGAAGCGAGAAGAAGUUGAACUUGUACAUACUAAAAUGUAUUAAUCCAGUAUGCAGAUGCGUUCUAAUAUCAAAAAUUGCACCUUAUAUCUAUUGCUGCUACCUGUACUUAUCUUGUUUGAUCGAUCAGAAAUGUAGAAAAAUGUCAUUCAUUAAUUCAUUAAAAACCGGUCCUUCUGGCUAGUAAUGCCGGUUACGCCCAUAGUUGUCAUAGCUGAUAGAUGUCAGUUGAGUUUUGAAGAUUGUACACGGACACGUACGUUAGAGUUUAUACUUUUUCCCGUACGUGUUGGAAUACUCAGAACACCACAGUGUGAAGACAACGUCUCGGACUGCGCUAACAGCAGGGCCUUCAAGAUGGAGAAAGCCACGUCCAGCAUAAUGAGACCUACCAUAAAAUCAUGGGGUUUUGUUCUCAUGGUUCUUUUCUUCAUUGGGCUCUGCGGGAUGUAUAGAAACAGGUUUAUGAAAGACACCCUAGUCCAUUCCAGGCAGCCACAUUACAGGAUUAUAAACAGGACGUUUACAAGUGAGGGCGCCUGUGAAGCCAAGCGAAACUUCAUGUUCGUUAAAGUGCACAAGGCUGGGGGCACGACAGCCACCUGCAUCUUCCAACGCUUCGGUUACGAACACAACCUGACCUUCGUUCUGCCUGUCAUCAAGAGUGACGUCGGUUGGCCCAACUUCUUGAGACAAGAAGACUUCAUACCGUCUGCAGACGGUACUUAUAACGUUCUAGUCGACCACACGGUUUACAAUAGGCAGUUGUUGGACCAUCUCAUGCCCACUGACACUGUGUACAUCUCUAUCCUUAGGCAGCCACUUUCUCAUCUUCGGUCUGUGUUCAACUGGUAUGGCCUUGCUAAGAAAAUAAAAGGUUUGGGCCGUUCAGAUCCGGUAGCGUCCUUCAUAAAAAGUCCAAACAAAUUUCACGUCCCAUACGUCAAAGCAGAUAGCCAUACAAGAUAUAUGCCAUUUACCCUUGAAAAGAAUUUCAUGGCGUAUGACCUUGGCUUUCCUCUUGGACUGUCUGACAGCCAAUCGUCCAUUGAUGAGUUUAUCGAAACGCUGUCCAGAGAAAUUGACCUGGUUCUCAUUUUAGAACAUAUGGACGAAUCUCUUGUCUUGCUGAGGAGGAGGAUGUGUUGGACCUUAAAAGACAUUCUUUAUAACGUCGCACCCAAAAACCUUAAGAAAUAUAAGAAAACACCAAUGAGCGCGGCCUUGCUGAAUCAGCAUCGCCGAUGGAGCAAUGUAGAUUAUCAGCUGUACGAUCACUUUAAAGCUACACUUUGGCAAAAGAUACAAAAAGAAGGCGCCGAUUUUCCACACGAAGUGCACCAUUUUCAAAACGUGCUGAAACAAACGACUAUCUUUUGUUCCAAAGCAAUGGUGAAAGUACCCGUUUAUGACAAAAAACACAAAAAAGUUGUUAGGUGGACAAUUAAGUUGGAUUUGAAAGCUGGCAAACUGACCAUUCCAAAGACGGCGUGGCAUGAAGAAUUUGACAUAGACCCGACUCUGUGUAUCAAACUAAAAAUGGAGUGGCACGAUUGGUCGCAUGUUUUAAAAAAGAAGCACAAAAUGCCUCAAAAUUUAUCUUCCGGUGUCAGAAGGGCCAUCUCAUGGACAAACACCAAAGUUCUGGAUAAAUCUCUACUGCUACAGAUUUUUCACGUUGAUUAG